Messenger RNA from Cuculus canorus (common cuckoo), 3054 nucleotides. RefSeq names its product mitogen-activated protein kinase 6 (gene MAPK6). NCBI's taxonomy places the organism in Eukaryota, Metazoa, Chordata, Aves, Cuculiformes, Cuculidae. The transcript has 6 exons. Gene Ontology annotation, molecular function: MAP kinase activity; ATP binding. Gene Ontology annotation, biological process: intracellular signal transduction; protein phosphorylation; cell surface receptor signaling pathway. The coding region runs from base 867 to 3032 and encodes 721 amino acids. Gene Ontology annotation, cellular component: nucleus; cytoplasm. The record is from RefSeq and is a predicted model, not a curated record.
CAUAUCACAGCAACAUAACCUUCCCCUCCUCAUCGGAGCACAGCUAUUCCUGACUCGCAUUUUCUGGUCGACCUUCUCACUUCUUCUGGAUGACCUUUUAGAAAUUACUUUGUUAGUUCUGGUGUGGUAUCAUUAGGAUAAUUGUUUGUUCUGUUCUUUCUGCUUAAAUAUUAAUGAUUCUGAGGAAGUCAAAAGAUAGCUUCAGUAAUGGUUGUCACGGAGUAAAAUGGAUGGUAGCUUUGACUGUGAUUGUGGUGAGCUGGAGCCACCUGAUCAUUAACAGAAGGCAUCUUUUGUAAAUCAAGAGCUGCCAGUUUCCCGUUUAACUAGACUGUAAACAAAGGAGAGGAAAAAAAAAGGAGGAAGAAGGAAAAAAAUAGUGCUUACCAGCACCGUAGAAUGACGCUGCUCAGGACCAGUCCAACACUGAAUGUAUCUGCACUGUGAGGAGGAGGAUGUUAAUAGAAGCCUAUUACGUGCAUAUUUAUUCACAUUUUUGUUAAAUGUUAACCAGUUUAGCACAGUAGAGCUGAGUGCAUAGUAUGUCAUUUCAUUCCGUUUGAGUUUCUUGUAUUUUCUUUAAUGUCUGCAGAAAUGCUGCACCUUUCUUGAACUAUGAAUGCUGCAAUCUUUCUAUCUUAUGCUCGGUUUGAGUUCUAGAGCUUACGAGCUCUAAUUUCAAGGGGACACAACAGGCCUGGCUGGCUCAUAAUGAAAUGAGAGUGUCAAGAAACCAUCUUGCAGUCAAAGCCAAGUGUUUCUUCUCCCUUUCUGCAAGACCUUUCCUCCAGAUACCAGUGGAAGUGUCUCCGUGUGUUUACAGAAGCUUAGUAGUUUGAGGAAAAAGAAGCGUAAAGAAUUUUAAAAUGGCAGAAAAAUUUGAAAGUCUCAUGAACAUUCAUGGUUUUGAUCUGGGCUCUCGGUAUAUGGACUUAAAACCACUGGGCUGUGGUGGAAAUGGCUUAGUUUUUUCUGCUGUCGAUAAUGACUGUGAUAAAAGAGUGGCCGUCAAGAAAAUUGUCCUUACGGAUCCCCAGAGUGUUAAACAUGCUCUACGUGAGAUCAAAAUUAUUCGAAGACUUGACCAUGAUAACAUUGUCAAAGUAUUUGAAAUUCUUGGUCCUAGUGGAAGCCAGUUAACAGAUGAUGUGGGCUCCCUUACAGAAUUGAACUGUGUUUACAUUGUCCAGGAAUACAUGGAGACAGAUCUGGCUAAUCUGCUAGAGCAAGGCCCUUUAUUGGAAGAUCAUGCCAGGCUUUUUAUGUACCAGCUGCUACGUGGGCUCAAGUAUAUUCACUCUGCAAAUGUUCUGCAUAGAGAUCUCAAACCAGCUAAUCUUUUCAUUAAUACUGAAGACUUGGUGCUGAAGAUUGGUGACUUUGGUCUUGCACGAAUCAUGGAUCCUCAUUAUUCCCACAAGGGCCAUCUUUCCGAAGGACUAGUUACUAAAUGGUACAGAUCGCCCCGUCUUUUGCUUUCUCCUAACAACUACACUAAAGCCAUUGACAUGUGGGCUGCAGGUUGCAUCUUUGCUGAAAUGCUGACUGGGAAAACCCUCUUUGCAGGUGCACAUGAACUUGAACAGAUGCAGUUGAUCCUAGAAUCAAUUCCUGUUGUACACGAGGAGGACCGUCAGGAGCUUCUCAAUGUAAUUCCAGUUUACAUUAGAAAUGAUAUGACUGAGCCACACAAACCUUUAACUCAGUUGCUUCCAGGCAUCAGUCCUGAAGCACUGGACUUUCUGGAGCAAAUUUUGACAUUUAGUCCCAUGGAUCGCUUGACAGCAGAAGAAGCUUUGUCCCAUCCUUAUAUGAGCAUUUAUUCCUUUCCAACGGAUGAGCCUAUUUCAAGUCAUCCUUUUCACAUUGAAGACGAGGUUGAUGAUAUUCUGCUGAUGGAUGAAAGUCACAGCCAUAUUUACAACUGGGAAAGAUACCAUGAAAGUCAGUUUUCAGACCAUGACUGGCCUAUUCAUAAUAACUAUGAAGCUGAUGAAGUUCAGCGUGAUCCAAGGGCUCUUUCUGAUGUUACUGAUGAGGAAGAAGUGCAAGUAGAUCCUCGCAAAUAUUUGGAUGGAGAUCGUGAAAAGUAUCUGGAGGAUCCUGCCUUUGACACCCACUUCUCUACUGAGCCUUGCUGGCAGUAUUCAGAUCACCAUGAAAACAAGUAUUGUGAUCUGGAAUGUAGUCACACUUGUAAUUACAAAAUGCGGUCAUCUUCAUACCUAGAUAAUUUAGUUUGGCGAGACAGUGAGGUUAACCAUUACUAUGAGCCCAAGCUUAUUAUAGAUCUUUCAAACUGGAAGGAACAGAGCAAAGAAAAGUCUGAUAAGAAAGGCAAGUCUAAAUGUGAAAAGAAUGGGUUGGUGAAAGCUCAGAUAGCACUCGAGGAAGCAUCGCAGCAACUUGUUGAAAAAGAAAGGGAGAAGAAUAAAGGAUUUGACUUUGAUUCCUUUAUAGCAGAAACCAUUCAGCUUAGUUUACAACACGAGUCUACUGAUGUUGAUAAAUUAAAUGACUUGAAUAGCUCAGUGUCUCAAAUAGAGUUGAAAGGAUUGAUCUCAAAGUCAGUAAGCAGAGAGAAGCAGGAGAAAGGAAUGGCUAAUUUGGCGCAGUUAGAAGCUCUGUACCAAACUUCUUGGGACAGUCAGUUUGUAGGUAGUGGGGAGGAGUGCUUCCUCAUAGACCAGUUCUGUUGUGAAGUAAGAAAAGAUGAACAAGUUGAAAAAGAAAAUACUUACACCAGUUACUUGGACAAAUUUUUUAGUAAGAAAGAAGAUGCUGAAAUGCUAGAACCUGAGCCAGUAGAAGAGGGGAAGCUUGGGGAGAAGGAGAGAGAAGAGAGCUUUCUCAGUAACAGUGGAGAACUCCUCUUCAACAAGCAGCUUGAGGCUAUAGGUAUUCCUCAGUUUCACAGCCCUGUUGGUUCGCCACUGAAAUCAAUACAGGCCACGUUAACGCCUUCUGCUAUGAAAUCAUCUCCCCAAAUUCCCCACAAAACAUACAGCAGCAUUCUGAAACAUCUAAAUUAAAACACUCAGCAGACUUUUCUUU